Messenger RNA from Suillus clintonianus, 885 nucleotides. RefSeq lists its product as uncharacterized. NCBI's taxonomy places the organism in Eukaryota, Fungi, Basidiomycota, Agaricomycetes, Boletales, Suillaceae. The record is from RefSeq and is a predicted model, not a curated record. The transcript is spliced from 2 exons. Bases 356 to 577 code for a protein of 73 amino acids.
CAUCAAUUUCCAAACUAUAUAGUGAAUGCAACAACCAUGUCAAGUUCAGCGGCCAAAACUCCACUAAUGUCGAGCGAAAGCUUAUAAGCGCCGUGAUAGAGCCGGAAAUUGUUCUCGCAAGUGUGAUCGGCAGCUCAGUUGUUGCGGCAGUGAUUUCUGGCAGUGCUAUAAAAUAAGGGAAACAUCAUAGUCAGAUGUCACUACGGAAGGCAAGGAAAUGAGGUUGUUGACAUGACGAAUUGCAGGGUACAUACUGCUGGCGGUGUUUCUCGUGUUCGUCACAUUAGCUCCACAGCAAGCGAUGCGAUGACCAAGUAUAUAUGCAGCGUACUUGAAGUUGUGCUGCCCCCCAUCAAUGAUGUUAUAUGAAUUCGGGGUUGCUUGCGCACACUUGUUACUUGUGAGAGAAGUUAGCGCAAUGCUUGCUCCCGGAGCCACAGCUCAGCUUGAAACCCGUCCAAUAAAACGUCGCUACACGAGCGAGCCAAAAAAAAUUCAACAGCUCCUUCAUUCUUCUGGCCCGACGGUAUGGACUGAUUAUCGCUCAAGCAUUUCCACGGUCAAGAGACGUGCAUAAGACUCUAAGAAGAGAACUACAAACAUCUUCAACAUGUAGAAUUUCAGCAGAUCCAGCUGAUACAGCAUAGUACAAGGCUAACUCGAAGAGUCACGGGCGGAGGACUGAAUUUGAACCACUGAUGUGGACUUGUGAAAGUUUUUUUUCCCUUCCUUCUCUUGGAACAAGACUCAACAAAAAUGAGAAAUCACCAGGGAUGUGUACUCACAUCUGACUGUGCAAACAUGAAGGUUAGGCUGAGGCAGUGGGGCUGCAAGGCCCUUACAGCCCAAAAACCCACAAGGGCAGGAAAUACGCACUUCGGGUCU